Messenger RNA from Amorphotheca resinae ATCC 22711, 3600 nucleotides. RefSeq lists its product as hypothetical. NCBI's taxonomy places the organism in Eukaryota, Fungi, Ascomycota, Leotiomycetes, Helotiales, Amorphothecaceae. The record is from RefSeq and is a predicted model, not a curated record. The coding region runs from base 257 to 3508 and encodes 1083 amino acids. Gene Ontology annotation, molecular function: RNA polymerase II transcription regulatory region sequence-specific DNA binding; DNA-binding transcription factor activity, RNA polymerase II-specific; zinc ion binding. Gene Ontology annotation, biological process: negative regulation of transcription by RNA polymerase II. Gene Ontology annotation, cellular component: nucleus. The transcript has a single exon.
CACUUCGCCACAAAAUCCGCCUUCUACCUACGAAUUCUUUUCUUUUCUGUUUGAAGACGCCGUAUUUUGAAAGGCGCACUCCUCAUAGCUUUAUUCAGUUAUUAUCCACGACGGAUUUGUCUCUGCCUCGGCACGGCAGACACUUGCGAAAAAGCAGAGUAGAGACCCCGCCACUCGCUACUACGAACGCUCACUUCGUACAUUCACAUAAUUUCCCAGUCACUAAGCUGCGCUCAAUCUCGUGCUUUAUUUUACAAUGUUGAGCGCCGAAGCUCCACCGCCUCAGGGCGCCAAUCGACCGCCACGACGACGACGUGGACCGAGAAGAGGAGGCCCUCGAUCUGCAGGAGCCGAGACCUCUACAACCCCCAGUGCACCCCGUGCUUCAGAUGCUUCGUCAGGAUCUCAGCCUACACCCAGAAACCCCCCUACAGCACCAAACCAGCCAUCAAUGGAGCCCUCGAAUUCAAACAGAGGCAGGAACGCUGGGCGAGGUGGUGGCUUUGUGAGAAGGGGGAGAAGAGGAGGAACACAUGCACAGCCGAUGGUGAACGGACAAAGAGCGUUUGGUGGCCAACUCACUGCAACUGCACCACCAUCGGCAGAAGUCUCUCUCGCAGGUGAUGCUCCGGAGUUCGUUCCCGGCCAGCCUGUUGCCCCACGAGCCCGACCUCCACAAGCACCUCGCACAAGGCGAAUGUCAAAGUCCCAAGCACCAGAUAUCGCCACAAGGACACACGAAGAUAUUGCCAACGGACAAUAUGAAUGCGUCAUCUGCACUAACGAAGUGCUCCCAAAUUCCAAGAUCUGGACUUGCAAGACCUGCUGGUCAGUCUUACACCUUUCUUGUGUGAAGAGAUGGUCCAAGAAUGAGGUUUCUACGCAUCAGCAACGAGCUGCUGAGAACGAAGAGCUACCUCCACCGAGACAGUGGAGAUGUCCGGGGUGCAAUUUGCCCAAGGAGAAACUGCCGGAUCGUUAUACCUGUUGGUGUGAGAAGGAGAUCGAGCCUCGCUCACUCCCGGGGUUGCCGCCUCAUUCUUGUGGCCAGACUUGCUCGAAGAGGAGGGCGGGUCAUUGUCCACAUCCUUGUGAUCUUAUCUGCCAUGCUGGCCCUUGUCCACCUUGUCGUCACAUGGGACCUUCCCUCUCGUGCUUUUGUGGCAAGGAGACAACUGCAAGACCUUGUCUCGAUACGAAUUAUGAUAGUGGAUGGAGCUGUGGGCAGAUAUGUGGGGACGUGCUUCCUUGUGGCGAGCAUACAUGCGAACGGAGUUGUCACGAGGGACUAUGUGGAAGCUGCGAGGUCUUGGUCGAGUCACGCUGUUAUUGUGGCAGAGUCGAGAAGUCUUUGCCAUGUUCAGAUCGUGAUGAUGAGCGUCCGAGCCAAUCGGAGAAGGAAUCUUGGAUUGGAUCCUUCAACUGUGGUGCGCUAUGUCGAAGGCUGUUUGAUUGUGGGAAUCCUGAUCAUAUGUGCGAAAGUACAUGCCAUGUUCAAGAUCCUACACCAGCACACUGUCCUCUCUCACCUGACGUCGUUUCACAUUGUCCUUGUGGAAAGACACCCUUGUCCGACUUAAUACCUGAGCCACGCCCGAAUUGCUCCGCGCCAAUACCUCACUGUCGAGAGAAGUGCCAAAAGCAACUUGUUUGCGGGCAUCUUUGUCAGCAGGUCUGCCAUGAAGGUGAAUGUCCACCAUGCCUUCAAACUGUUCAGAUUGCGUGUCGCUGUGGACGGACUAUCUCAAAUUCCGUUUGCCAUCAAGGGAUGGAGGAGCCUCCUACCUGUGCUCGGAUCUGCCGAGCACAACUCAAUUGUGGCAGACAUGAAUGUGGAGAACGAUGCUGUCCUGGAGAGAGGAAAGCAGGCGAGCGGCAAGCCUCGAAGCGCAAACACCGUCCAUUGAACGCACCACCAGUAGUAGACGAGAUUGAAGCCGAGCACAUUUGUACGAGGGAAUGUGGGAAGCCUCUAAAGUGUGGUAAUCAUAACUGCACCGAUCUCUGCCACAAAGGCCCUUGCCGAAGUUGUCUUGAAGCAAUCUUCCAUGAGAUUAGCUGUGCUUGCGGUCGAACCCGCCUCGAUCCGCCCCAACCGUGCGGGACUCGCCCACCAAAGUGUACCUACAAGUGCACUCGACAACAAGAUUGCGGGCAUCCUCCUGUUGAUCACACCUGCCACGAAGAUGACGAACCUUGCCCUUCGUGUCCGUUCCUUGUAGAGAAGGAAUGCAUUUGCGGAAAACGGACGCUGAAAAAUCAACGUUGCUCAUUCAAAGAAGUAAGGUGUGGGCUUGAAUGUGGCAAGAAAUUGAAAUGUGGGAUCCAUUUCUGCCAGAAGCAAUGCCAUCGACCAGGCCAAUGCGAAGAUGCCACGAGUCAUUGCAUCCAGCCCUGCGGUCGCAAGAAAACAGUCUGUGAGCACGACUGCUCUGACCCUUGCCACGCUCCAUAUCCUUGCAAGGAGGUCAACCCAUGUCAGGCCAAAACAUUCAUUACUUGUGAAUGUCAACACCAGAAACAGGCAGUCAAAUGUUUAGCUUCAAAGAUCAGCGAAGGAAACUCGAAGAAGACACUGGAUUGCAACGAUGAAUGCCUCAAACUCCAACGCAACGCCAGGCUAGCAGCAGCUCUAGAUAUCGAUCCAGCCACGCAUAUGGACGACCAUAUACCCUAUUCGACUAAAACGCUGGAGAUGUACCGUGGAAACACGAAAUUCUGCCAGCAGUACGAGCGCGAGUUCCGCGUCUUCGCAGCUGACGAAAACGAGAAGAGGUUAAGAUUCAAACCAAUGAAAGCAGAGCAACGAGCAUUUCUGCACUCCCUUGCUGAAGAUUUUGGCCUGGAUUCCGAAAGCCAGGAUGCAGAACCACAUCGUCAUGUUUCUAUCUUUAAGACACCAAGAUUUGUCUCGGCGCCAAUGAAGACGCUGGGUCAAUGUGUGAAAAUCAAACCUGCUGAACCCGCGCCAAGUGCCAGUGCCAGUUCAAGCAAAAGUUUGGUUCGGACGGCGGAACCAUACAACGCCUUCUUACUCAGCAAUCCGAGAUUCGGCCUCACUAUUGAUGAGCUCAACGCUGCUCUGCGGCCUGAAUUUUCUUCAUCAGGCAUAGAGUUUGAGAUCUCAUUCCUCCCGUAUGGAGAUGUAGUCCUCAGACCUCUGCCUUCAGCGUCUUGGCAUCAGAAAAUCGACACAACUCUCGCCGCUCUCAAACCAGCAGUAAGCAAGAAGGUCACCUCGGCCAUGGAUCCUCUUGCUUCGGCAGUCACACUCUGUACACUGGAUGCAAGUCUGAAUGUGAUCAGGAGAGAGGAUGAGAGUCUUGGUGGAGGUUGGAAUCACGUUGCAAGAGGGGGCUCAGGCUUCCGAGCCCCGGUGAAAGAGAAUCUGGGGAGCAAGAGCAGGUUCACAGUCCUGGGGAAGAGUGCGCUAAGCAAGAAGAAAGAGGUGGCGGAGGAGGCGCCUGAGGAUUGGGAGAAGGAGGUAGAGGGGUGGGAUGCCGGUUGAGAUAUCCGGAUGAUGGCCUGCUGUUAUUUAUACAUGUGCGAUAGAGAAAUAGACGGGGUGUGGAUUACACUGAAGAAAGUCGUGAUGUCGAG